Helianthus annuus (common sunflower) is the source of this 1581-nucleotide messenger RNA. RefSeq names its product sugar transporter ERD6-like 6. Bases 1 to 1461 code for a protein of 486 amino acids. The record is from RefSeq and is a predicted model, not a curated record. Gene Ontology annotation, molecular function: sugar transmembrane transporter activity. The transcript has 18 exons. Gene Ontology annotation, biological process: carbohydrate transport; transmembrane transport. Gene Ontology annotation, cellular component: membrane. NCBI's taxonomy places the organism in Eukaryota, Viridiplantae, Streptophyta, Magnoliopsida, Asterales, Asteraceae.
AUGAGUUUCAGGCAUGAAAAUGAGGAGGGGAGAGACCUCAGAAAACCCUUUCUUCAUACAGGCAGUUGGUAUCGUAUGGGUUCCAGACAAUCUAGCAUCAUGACUUCAUCUCAGAUGAUCAGAGAUGGCUCAGUUUCUGUGUUGGCAUGUGUCCUCAUCGUUUCCUUGGGCCCGGUUCAGUUCGGUUUCACUGGUGGCUAUUCUUCACCUACACAAUCGGAAAUCAGUCGAGAUCUUAAACUUACAGUCUCUGAGUUCUCGGUGUUUGGUUCUUUAUCGAAUGUGGGUGCCAUGGUUGGUGCGAUAGCUAGCGGUCAGAUUGCAGAGUAUAUUGGUCGAAAAGGGUCUUUGAUGAUUGCCGCUAUCCCUAAUAUAAUCGGCUGGCUUGCCAUAUCAUUUGCCAAAGAUUCGUCAUUUCUUUACAUGGGAAGGUUACUAGAAGGAUUCGGUGUUGGGAUCAUAUCUUACACGGUUCCUGUUUAUAUAGCUGAGAUAGCACCUCAAAACAUGAGAGGGAGUUUAGGUUCUGUUAACCAGUUAUCAGUUACUAUUGGGAUUAUGCUUUCUUAUUUGCUGGGACUUUUUGUUCAUUGGAGAGCACUUGCAAUUUUGGGGACAUUUCCUUGUUUAAUUCUAAUACCUGGACUCUUUUUCAUCCCAGAAUCUCCUAGGUGGUUGGCAAAAAUGGGAAUGACAGAUGAUUUUGAAGCUUCUUUGCAAGUUCUUCGCGGUUUUGAAACUGAUAUUACCCAAGAAGUAAACGAAAUUAAGAGGUCUGUGGCAUCAUCAAACAGAAGAGCUACAGUUCGUUUUUCGGAUCUUAAACAAAGAAGAUAUUGGUUCCCUCUGACGAUAGGAAUUGGGUUACUUGUACUUCAACAGUCAACUGGAACCAAUGGUGUUCUCUUUUAUUCCAGUACCAUUUUCCAAUCUGCAGGAAUUUCUAAUAGCAAUGUUGCUACAUUUGGACUUGGUGCCAUCCAAGCCAUUGCAACUGCAGUUUCAACAUGGUUGGUUGACAGAACGGGCCGAAGGAUUCUACUUAUAGUCUCUUCUUCUGGAAUGACUGCUAGUCUUGCGAUCGUUGCAUCAUCCUUCUUCAUUAAGGGCUUUGUGGAGGAAAGUUCCACCAUGUAUAAUGUAAUGGGCAUCUUAUCAGUCAUUGGAGUUGUGGGAAUGAUCAUUGGUUUUUCUCUUGGAAUGGGACCAAUUCCAUGGAUUAUAAUGUCUGAGAUUCUUCCGGUCAAUAUAAAAGGACUCGCUGGAAGUAUAGCUACAUUAGCCAACUGGUUUAUCUGUUGGAUCGUUACAUUAACAGCCCCCUUGCUUUUAUCAUGGAACGACGGAGGAACAUUCACUCUAUACAUGCUUAUGAGUGCUAUAACGGUUGUUUUCGCGGGCCUUUUGGUGCCAGAGACUAAAGGAAAAACACUCGAAGAGAUUCAGUUUUCAUUCCGAUGAUCUGCUUCUACCGAAAAUCAUGAUUAGCCAAAUGUUGGUGUGUGCAAAAGCAAAUGCACAAUAAACAAAGCAAAACCGAAUAAAGACAAAAAUUGCAAUUUGUUUUCCUUUUAUUAACCA